Nelumbo nucifera (sacred lotus) is the source of this 1199-nucleotide messenger RNA. RefSeq names its product cyclase-like protein 2. NCBI's taxonomy places the organism in Eukaryota, Viridiplantae, Streptophyta, Magnoliopsida, Proteales, Nelumbonaceae. The record is from RefSeq and is a predicted model, not a curated record. Gene Ontology annotation, molecular function: arylformamidase activity.
UUUGAUAAAUAACAAUUGAUUGGCUAAAUUCCCCACGAAAUCAGUCAUUUUCUGCUCUGCUUCGAUUUCACUUCCCAGCAAGAGGCAACGGCAUCAUGGCAACUAGGACGAUAGCUCCCCUGACACUGCUGAUCUUUCUCUGCACUGAAAGUAUAACAUUUUCCGUCGUAUCUCUGGCCUAUGCCUAUCCACCGAGUUACGGCGACGAUUCGGGUUCGUGCUCACUAAGAGACGAUCUAGUCCCUGUGAGGAGAGAGGUGUACGAUGACGGAAGGAUCUUCGAUAUAAGUCACAGGUACAGAGAGGAAAUGCCUGCUUGGGGUUCAUCGGAUGGGUUAGGCCAAUUUCUGUGGCUCCCGAAGAGCAUGAAGAAUGGUUCCCUUGCUAACAACUCCGAGAUGAAGUUGCCUACCCACACCGGCACCCACGUCGAUGCACCUGGCCAUGUCUACGAUCACUACUUUGAUGCUGGUUUUGACGUCGACACCCUCGACCUCGCUGUUCUCAAUGGUCCUGCACUAUUGGUGGAUGUUCCGAGGGAUAAAAACAUUACAGCUGAAGUUAUGAAAUCCUUAAACAUUCCUAGAGGUGUACGUCGGGUACUAUUCAGAACGCUAAACACUGACAGGGGAUUAAUGUGGAAAAAGGAGUUUGAUACAAGCUAUGUUGGAUUUAUGAAGGAUGGUGCAAAAUGGUUGGUUGAGAACACUGAUAUCAAACUUGUUGGAGUCGAUUACCUAUCUGCUGCAGCAUAUGAUGAUUUGAUUCCUUCUCAUCUUGUUUUCCUGGAAAGCAGGGAAAUCAUUCUUGUGGAAGGCCUGAAAUUGGACGGCAUUCAACCAGGAAUAUAUUCUGUACAUUGCUUACCUCUAAGAUUGCGUGGUGCUGAAGGAUCACCAAUAAGAUGCAUUCUCAUCAAAUAAUAAUUUUCAUGAAAGUCUUCUUUGCAAGGCAUGAAGUGGAGUACCGAGUUUGGGAUGUUGACUAUGUAGAUUACUUUUCACUUGGAUUCUUGUUAACAAUGAAUUACAUUUAAACAAUGACUUCUUUUACAUUUGAAAGUGUAUCUUCUUUUUACCAAGGCAGGUCAACCCUUAUUUGCUACAUGUAUGGAAGAACCAUAGGCCAAAAUCUUGUGAACCAAUUUGCUCCGGACCAAUUCAUGAUUGGUAUCAAAAGGACUUCUGUUAAAAUUUGAA